Messenger RNA from Myotis myotis, 1563 nucleotides. RefSeq names its product G protein-coupled receptor 20 (gene GPR20). The transcript has a single exon. The coding region runs from base 24 to 1097 and encodes 357 amino acids. The record is from RefSeq and is a predicted model, not a curated record. Gene Ontology annotation, molecular function: G protein-coupled receptor activity. Gene Ontology annotation, cellular component: membrane. NCBI's taxonomy places the organism in Eukaryota, Metazoa, Chordata, Mammalia, Chiroptera, Vespertilionidae. Gene Ontology annotation, biological process: positive regulation of Rho protein signal transduction; phospholipase C-activating G protein-coupled receptor signaling pathway.
GCGAGCGCUGGCCGGCCGCCGUCAUGGCCUCUGAGUCUCCGGCGGGGCCCUCGGCCGUGGCGGCCCCCAAUGCCACGGCGCCGGCGGCAGCGUGGGCCAACCGCAGCGAGCGGCCCCUGUUCCACGAGUUCGCGGCGCUGGACGAGGAGCUGCACCGCGCCUUCCCGGGCCUGUGGCUGGCGCUGCUGGCCGUGCACGGCGGCGUCUCCCUCGCGGGGCUGGCGCUCAACGGGCUGGCGCUGUACGUGUUCUGCUGCCGCACGCGGGCCUCCACGCCCUCCGUCACCUACACCAUCAACCUGGUGGUGACCGACCUGCUGGUGGACCUGUCGCUGCCCACGCGCUUCGCCGUCUUCUACGGCACGCGGGGCUGCCUGCGCUGCGCCUUCCCGCACGUCUUCGGCUACUUCCUCAACAUGCACUGCUCCAUCCUCUUCCUCACCUGCAUCUGCGUGGACCGCUACCUGGCCAUCGUGCAGCCCGAGGGCUCCCGGCGCUGGCGCCAGCCGGCCUGCGCCCGGGCCGUGUGCGCCCUGGUGUGGCUGGCGGCCGGCGCCGUGACGCUGUCGGUGCUGGGCGUGGCGGCCGGCGGGCCCUGCUGCCGGGUCUUCGCGCUGACGGUGCUGGAGUUCCUGCUGCCGCUGCUGGUCAUCAGCGUGUUCACCGGCCGCAUCGUGUGCGCGCUGUCGCGGCCGGGCCUGCUGCGCCAGGGCCGCCAGCGCCGCGUGCGGGCCAUGCAGCUGCUGCUGACCGUGCUCGUCAUCUUCCUGGUCUGCUUCACGCCCUUCCACGCGCGCCAGGUGGCCGUGGCGCUGUGGCCCGACCUCCCCCGCCACGCCAGCCUCGUGGUCUACCACGUGGCCGUGACGCUCAGCAGCCUCAACAGCUGCAUGGACCCCAUCGUCUACUGCUUCGUCACCAGUGGCUUCCAGGCCACCGUGCGCGGCCUCUUCCGCCGGCACGUGGCCGAGGGGGAGCCCGGAGCCGGCGCCCCGGUCGGCGUGCGCAAGAGCUCCCGGGGCUCGGGCCACCGCCGCAUCCUCGGCGCCGGCCCCGGUGCCCUGACCCAGGCCCUGGCUAAUGGGCCGGAGGCGUGAUUGGCAGGACCCAGCCAGGAGGCCCAAGGGCAGGGCCGGCCAGGUCAGGACCAGCUCGGCCCGGCGGCAGGUCGGUUCCACCUGACCCGUGGGUGACGUCUGCGCAGGGCACAGCCCGCGGAUCCCAGGGCCGCUGCGCGCUGGUUGGCGAGCAGUGUCCGCUGGCUCCAGGCUGGCGGGGGCUCCGACCGCUACUGCCUCCCUGGAGUGUGGACGUGUCCCUGGACAUGGGGCGGCUGGCACGCCUUCUGCCGGUGUUCUGUCCCCAGAAGGGGGUCUGCAGCCAAAGGGACACGGGCUUUUAGAAACUGGGGCUCCAAGGAGAGUGAGUGAGUCACCCUGAAGCCUGGCCUGCAGCCCAGUGGUUAGAGCGUUGGCCACGCACUGAAGGAUCUCGGUCAGACUCCUGGUUCAGGGCACGGACCUGGGUUGCAGGUUCCAUCCCUCCUGCCCCCGUCGGGGUGCA